GCUAACAGGAAAGAUGGCGGUGGAAGGAGUGUGUGUCAAGGGCCGAUCAAGUAAUGGGUCCAGAUUUAAUAGACGGACUGUAUGUGGGGCUAAUAACAAAGCGCCAAGGUCCGAAGGCAGUUUUCUCUUCUUUCUCUGCGUGGUUUUAGGAACACUGAAUGUUGCAUUGGCCGAUGGGAAGACUCUAGUUCUGUUGGACAACCUGAACAUCAGAGACACCCAUUCAAUUUUCUUCCGCAGUUUAACCGAUCGAGGAUUCGACUUAACAUUCAAGACCGCCGACGAUCCCAGUCUCUCCCUAAUAAAAUAUGGGCAGUUCCUCUAUGACCAUCUCAUCAUUUUCUCCCCCUCUGUGGAAGACUUUGGGGGUAACAUCAAUGUGGAGACCAUCACCUCCUUCAUUGAUGGUGGAGGAAACGUCCUCGUUGCCGCCAGUUCAGAUAUCGGUGACCCCCUGAGAGAGCUGGGCAGUGAGUGCGGCAUUGAGUUUGAUGAGGAGAAGACUGCCGUCAUUGACCAUCACAACUAUGACAUUUCGGACCCAGGCGAGCACACUCUAAUUGUUGCGGACCCAGAGAACCUGCUGAAAGCUCCUACCAUUGUUGGAAAGCCCACAGGGAAGCCCAUCCUCUUCAAGGGUGUAGGUAUGGUGGCAGACCCUGAUAACCCCCUGGUCCUGGACAUCCUGACCGGUUCCUCCACCUCCUACUCCUUCUUUCCUGACCGGGCCAUCACUCAGUACCCCCACGCAGUGGGGAAGAACACCCUGCUGAUCGCGGGGCUCCAGGCCAGGAACAACGCGCGCGUCGUCUUCAGUGGCUCCCUGCACUUCUUCAGCGACGCCUUCUUUAACUCCCCCGUCCAGAAGGCCACGCCCGGCUCCCAGAGACACUCACAGACUGGCAACAUGGAGCUGGCCGAGGCCCUGUCCCGCUGGGUGUUCAAGGAGGAGGGCGUCCUGCGAGUGGGGGCUGUCACCCAUCACCCUGUUGGGGAGACCACGCCCCCAGCCGCCUACACCAUCACCGACCUCGUGGAGUACAGCAUCGUGAUUGAGAAGCUGUCAGAGGGCCGCUGGGUUCCCUUCGAUGGAGAUGACAUACAGCUGGAGUUUGUCAGGAUUGACCCCUUCGUCCGGACUUACCUGAAGAAGAACGGUGGAAAGUACAGUGUCCAGUUCAAGCUGCCUGAUGUGUAUGGAGUGUUCCAGUUCAAGGUGGAUUACAACCGGCUAGGCUACACACAUCUCUACUCUUCUACUCAGGUGUCAGUGCGCCCCCUGCAGCACACGCAGUACGAGCGCUUCAUCCCCUCAGCGUACCCCUACUACGCCAGCGUCUUCUCCAUGAUGGCCGGGCUCUUCAUCUUCAGCAUCGUCUUCCUCCACAUGAAGGAGAAGGAGAAGUCCGAGUAAGGGCCGGGAGACGGGGAUGAUGAGCGGAAGGCGAAACGGAGGGAAGGAGAGGAGCGUGCGGAGCAGCAGGAGGGGAGGACGUGGGCUGGGGGGGAGAGCGAUGGACAGAAGGAGAGAACUGUAGCGAAUCGGCUGACAGCUUGAGGGAGCAGAACAGGAAUGAAAAAAACAAAGAUCACUUGUCCUUUUGUACAUGUGGCUGUUUUUUUUUUGUUUGUUUUUUUUGUGGGGUGGAGGACGAUCCAGGAGGGUUAUUUAAGUCACUGUCUUCUCAUUCUUUUUAAAUUUGAUGAUCAAGUUGAAUCCAGGGCUGAAGAAAAUGGGGAGGAAAAUGCACUGUUUUAUUUUUGUAGCGUCUGAAGAUUGCUGUGGUGAUCCAUUGCACAAGAUCAGGGUGUAGCAUGUUUGCUAUCAUGUUGGUAUGUAUUUUUUCUAUGUAAUGGCCCUCGUUCAUUUUUUUUUUUUACUCAUACAAAU
Molecule: messenger RNA, 1891 nt
Organism: Megalops cyprinoides (Indo-Pacific tarpon)
Lineage: Eukaryota; Metazoa; Chordata; Actinopteri; Elopiformes; Megalopidae
Product: dolichyl-diphosphooligosaccharide--protein glycosyltransferase 48 kDa subunit
Exons: 11
Coding region: 14-1414 (466 amino acids)
Cellular component (GO): endoplasmic reticulum membrane; oligosaccharyltransferase complex
Source: RefSeq, a predicted model, not a curated record